GUCAAUAGAAAACUGCAUCAUGAUUUAAAAUAAGCUUAUCCAGAACAGUCUCUGAUCCAUCGUCCUCUCCUGGCCACUCACCAAAAACAGGGCCCCGUCAACUACAUCGCCAUGACAUCAUGUCCAACAACCAGCCCUCAGGACAAAUAAAUAGCCAUCAUGCAGACAACCAAGCCAAUUCACCUGGUACACUGCCAGGGUAGUCUAUAUUACAGUGUACAUACUACUCCAGGCUAUGCGACUUCCUAGACCUUACCUCUGCCACUCCAGACCCCUGCCACGUCCAACGCCACCCUCCCUAUUCAACCGCAUCAGCUUCAUCCAUUUCCAGCCCACAGCAGCUAAAAUGGCAAACAACACUCAAUACGGAGGCGAUCCUCUCCCCGAUGUGGGCGCCACCUAUCCCUCUCAGAACAAUCAAUCCAAAUCCGGCGAAGACGACUGGACAAAGCGUCCGCCCUACAGCAUCCGCUCCCCUGAGGAAUUCGGUCCCGUGAAAUGGCGUGGGAAAUGCCAAUGCGGCCAGGUGACUUACCAACUAAGCCGGGACCGACCAUUGAAGUCUAAAUUCUGCCACUGUCGGGGCUGUCAAGUGACGCAUGGCGCGCCAUUCCAAUGGGCGGCUAUUUUCCAUAAAUCUGAUCUCGCUUUUACGAAGGGGGCUGAAGGCCUGUCGUUCUACUCCUCCACAAAUGACACCCAGGAGUAUAAGCUUCCGACUAAGGUGUAUUGUUCCUAUUGUCGAUCCCCUAUUAUGGAUGAGGGUCGGAACGUCUGCUUGAUGUUUCCGCAGGCCAUCGAGAGCGCUGAUCAUGAUGAACAUCGACAGCACUGGCGCGAAGCCUUUGAACCAGAGUGAGUGGUCCUUGGGGUGCCGGCUUAGAUUGCAUGAUGCUUAUGAUGUCGUAUAGGUGCCAUAUUUUCUACGGCAAGCGAGUCCUGGAUAUUCCAGAUGGGAAGCCAAAGUGGUCGGGAAUUGAUGAGCAAAGUGAUCUUUUGGAUGAGCAAGGCCGCAAGAAGGAAUGACUGGA
Molecule: messenger RNA, 1031 nt
Organism: Aspergillus vadensis CBS 113365
Lineage: Eukaryota; Fungi; Ascomycota; Eurotiomycetes; Eurotiales; Aspergillaceae
Product: GFA family protein
Exons: 2
Coding region: 347-859 (170 amino acids)
Molecular function (GO): carbon-sulfur lyase activity
Source: RefSeq, a predicted model, not a curated record